Messenger RNA from Hippocampus zosterae (dwarf seahorse), 3644 nucleotides. Its product is annotated as vesicular inhibitory amino acid transporter-like. Gene Ontology annotation, cellular component: vacuolar membrane. NCBI's taxonomy places the organism in Eukaryota, Metazoa, Chordata, Actinopteri, Syngnathiformes, Syngnathidae. Gene Ontology annotation, biological process: amino acid transmembrane transport. The coding region runs from base 360 to 1919 and encodes 519 amino acids. The transcript has 2 exons. The record is from RefSeq and is a predicted model, not a curated record. Gene Ontology annotation, molecular function: amino acid transmembrane transporter activity.
UUCUCUCUCUCUGGUUGUUCGCUCACGACGCAUCAUAGCGCUGCACCAACAAGCUAUUAAAUAUAUUUUAUUAUUCCACAGAAUUAUUAUUUUUUUUGCGGGGACAAAUGAAGACAUUUUUCAAUUUGGAUUUUUUUUCACUACAAAAGAUAUUAAGGUGGGGUUUGGACAAUGGAAGAGCGAACCCAGAGUAGAGGCUAAGGAUUUUUGAGUGCGUGUCGGUUUUGGGACUUGAGGACAACAGGCAUGACUUUGCAGCAUCCGCAGCACUGAACAGAGGCUAAUAAUCCAUCAUUUCGCUCUUUCUUCUCCGCCGAGGUCCUUUUUGUUUUUUGGAUUAAAUCUUUCGAGUAGAGAAAAUGGCUCACCUGAUCCGCCACAAGCUGACCAACAAGCUGACCAACGCGGCCCACACGGUCUCCAACAAGUCCCAGGCCAAGGUCAGCGGGGUGUUCGCCCGCCUCGGUUUCCAGGCCGCCACGGACGAAGAGGGUUUGGGAUUUGCCGAAUGCGACGACCUGGACUACGACUACAGGCAAGGCAUGCAAAUGGACGUCAUCCAGGGGGACGAAGAGGGCGGAGAGUGCGGCCUGGAGGACGGGGACACUCAUUACCAGAGGGACGGUACCGGCCACAGGCCCCAGACCCUUAAAACUGAGGGAUCACUGGUUGAGGACAAACCCAAAAUCACGUCUUGGGAGGCUGGGUGGAACGUCACCAACGCCAUUCAGGGCAUGUUCGUCCUCGGCUUGCCCUACGCCAUCCUGCACGGCGGCUACCUGGGCCUCUUCCUCAUCAUCUUCGCCGCCGUGGUGUGCUGCUACACGGGCAAGAUCCUCAUCGCGUGUCUGUACGAGGAGAACGAAGACGGCAUCAAGGUGCGCGUGCGCGACUCCUACGUUGACGUGGCCAACGCGUGCUGCGCGCCCCGUUUCCCAGCGCUGGGGGGCCACGUGGUCAACGUGGCUCAGAUCAUCGAGCUGGUGAUGACGUGCAUCCUGUACGUGGUGGUGAGUGGCAACUUGAUGUACAACAGCUUCCCGGGGCUGCCCGUCUCGCAGAAGGCGUGGUCGGUGGUGGCCACCGCUGCCUUGCUCCCUUGCGCCUUCCUCAAGAACCUGAAGGCCGUGUCCAAGUUCAGCCUGCUGUGCACGCUGGCCCACUUUGUCAUCAACGUCCUGGUGAUCGCCUACUGCCUGUCGCGGGCUCGGGAGUGGGCGUGGGAGAAGGUGAAGUUCUACAUCGAUGUCAAGAAGUUCCCCAUCUCCAUCGGCAUCAUCGUGUUCAGCUACACCUCGCAGAUCUUCCUCCCCUCCCUGGAGGGCAACAUGCAGAAGCCCAGCGAGUUCCACUGCAUGAUGGACUGGACCCACAUCGCCGCCUGCGUCCUCAAGGGCCUCUUCGCCCUGGUGGCUUACCUGACGUGGGCCGACGCCACCAAGGAGGUCAUCACGGAUAACCUGCCCAGCGCCAUCCGCGCGGUGGUCAACCUCUUCCUUGUGUCCAAGGCGCUGCUCUCCUACCCGCUGCCUUUCUUCGCCGCUGUGGAGGUCCUGGAGAAGUCGCUGUUCCAAGACGGCGGACGGGCCUUGUUCCCGGACUGCUACGGGCCGAGCGGCCAGUUAAAAUCCUGGGGUCUGGGCCUCAGAGUGGGCCUGGUGGUCUUCACUUUGCUCAUGGCCGUCUUCGUCCCCCAUUUCGCCCUCCUCAUGGGUCUGACCGGCAGCCUGACGGGCGCCGGCCUCUGCUUCCUGCUGCCCAGCCUCUUCCAUCUGAAGCUCCAGUGGAGGAACCUCCUGUGGCACCACGUCUUCUUCGAUGUCGCCAUUUUCGUCAUCGGGGGCAUUUGCGCCAUAUCGGGCUUCAUCCACUCCAUCGAAGGGCUCAUAGAGGCAUUCAAGUACAAUAUCCAUGACUGAGAGCUUUGAGGCGCCCACCUUUUAUGCCCCGCCCCCUUUCCCUACCCGCCUCCUCGUCUGGCUCUGCUCCCCGCUUUGUGGGUCAUGAUGACAAAGGAGCCCACGAGGAGGAUCCCGUGUGUGAAUUUUUUUUUAAUUUUGCCUUUGUGAAAACGUGCAAUAACAAACUGUACAAUCAUGGUGUAAAAUAGGCUCUUAUGUUAAAAUGGACGGAAGGACACAACAGGGGUGUCCAAAGUUGUGAAGCAGUGAAGCAUGGCCUAAAUUAAGUGAGUGUGUGUGUGUGUGCGUGCGUGUGUGAGUGUAGUAAUAUUUGGGCUGGGUUUUGAGUUUAUUGACAAAUACAGCGAAGCCUCAGUUUAAGAGAACGUAAACCGAUUUUGUCUGCAAUGCGGAACGGGGCAUAAUUUGAUAUUGCCACUGUGGAAUAUGAAUUGUGCAGUAAAACACACCCGUUUUUAUCUCUUUCGGAGGCCAGCCAUUUUGCCACUUGCUGUCGACUGAAAAUGACAUCACGGGGCCGAAGGGCUUGUCGGCUCAAUCAUGACUCACUUGUUUUCUGAAUUUGGUCAUGUGACAUUCGCAAGCCGAGCCGUUAUCGAUCAUGACCCAAGUCCUCAGGGACUGUGAUGUCAUUUUCAUGUUGACAGCCAGUGGCAAAAUGGCCGCCCUCUGAAAUGACUAAAAACAGGUGGAUUUGUUGCAUAAUUUGCACAAUAUAAAUCAGAAAAAAUGUGUUUAGACUAGUUGGCACUCGUAGAAUAAAGUAUUGUAAAGAUUUUUUUUUUUACUUUCCCCUUAAAUGAACAUAUAGCGAUAGUUUUUUUUUAAAUAACAUGGCACAAUCAUGAGGUAUUAUUUAUCUCUAUGCAAGUGAUACAAACUGUAUUCUGAAAUAUCUCCACCCUGGCCAGAAUUUGCAUGAGAGUACGAAAAAAGCCUUUUAUGUCUGAGUGUGUGUGAAUGUGUGGGUGUGUGUGGGUGUGUGUAUGUGUUUUGACUGCUGUAUUCGUGUGGACAAUGCCCAAAUCUUUCCACGAAAAUUCCAGUCCAGUACGGUUCACCUCAUGCUGAAAAAUAAAUCCUGAUCUGGAUUUUGUUUCCACUUCGGGGGCCUAACAGUGGUGGCUGGUGAUAGUCUCAGCUACCUAAAUGGUGUGACAUCAUCGCAAGGCAGCCAAGCAGAAUUCCAUGUGGUGAUGGUGAAUGUCAUCUUGAAAUUUAAUAGAUCACACAUUGCAAUAUUUCUAGCGCCACCUGAUAGUACCAUUCCACGGCGGUAGAAGUGGUAUUGUGCCAAAAAUCUGGUACCCUUUAACAACUUUUGGCAAGAGGAGCACUCAAAAGACUGAACUGAACUGCGUGGUAGAAAUGGGCAAGCACCCUUCAGUCAAGGUGGUGCACAUUAAAAAAACAAAAAACAACUGAAUAUCUUCUGUGUAGUUUGAAUUAUACUUCUCUUUUGUCAGUUUGUUUUGUGCUUUUAUUUUUUCCACCUCGGUAGAGCUUGUCGGUUUGUUUUCUCGGUGUUUCCAACGUUUUUCUGGAUGGAGUGAAUUUUAACGUGCAAGCAAGUGGGUCCUUCUCGUGUCGUAUGCAAAGUAUUUGUCGGACGAUAUUCUCUCCCUGUUGAACCUGUCGUUUGUGAUUUAAUGCAACUAAUCAUGGUGUGUGAGACAAAGAGUAUUUGUUGAAUCAAGAGAUAAAUAAAUGGAAUAUUUUAUG